UGUAUAGGAAGUGCAGAAAGUUGCUGUAAAAACACGGAUAGACACGACACAUGAUGUAUUAAGAAAGUUGCGACCCCAGAUGUGUUACAUCAUUAAAUCUCUCUAUGACGACCUUGAAUUAUCUUAUCGUGCACAGAGAGAAAAAAUGAUUGCUGACUUCAAUAAAAUUAUGAGAAAACAACAUCUCAAAUUGGAUACAAGAAUUAGGAAAGUAGAAAAGAAGAAAAUAGAGGAAUUGCGUAUUCAACAUCAUGAACUUGAGAUACAAAAUGUAAUGAAUAUUGUUUUUAUUCUUUGCAUGGAAAGAUUACGCAAUAGUUUACAAAUGCAUGCAAUACAUAAAUAUUGUGAGGAAAAGAUAGAAUCUUUGCAUGAACUUAUUGCUAAACAAGAUGACGAUAUAAACAUGAUGAAGGAAAGGCUUACAGGAUAUCACAACAAGAAUGUAAUGCUUCAAGAAAAAGUUACUGCUAUUACUAAGGAAUUUCAAAAAUUUAUAAAUUUUGCAUUUGAUGCCAUGCCAGAGCAUGCUGACUUUUUAUUGCCAUUAGAUUUAUUUUCUGUAGAUAGCACAAAUGAAGAAGACAAUAAGCAAGAAAAAAGUUGAUAGAUAAAUUAGAUAGAUAGAAAGAUCUUGUAGAAAAUUUUAAUUGCAACAAGAAUUUAUAUAUCGAGAAAAAACAGAUAAAUUAAUAGAAUAAAAAGUUUAAAUUUGGCUCUUACAAAAAUACACUGACAAUAAAUGUUAUAGAAGCAAGAGUAUAUUUUUUUGUAUACAUAUUGUAAUUACAUCAAAACAUAUAACAUGGAAGAAUACAAAAAA
Messenger RNA from Formica exsecta, 823 nucleotides. RefSeq lists its product as uncharacterized. The record is from RefSeq and is a predicted model, not a curated record. The transcript is spliced from 3 exons. Bases 80 to 607 code for a protein of 175 amino acids. Lineage: Eukaryota; Metazoa; Arthropoda; Insecta; Hymenoptera; Formicidae.